UUGUUGGUAACUUGGUAUUCUUUCAUUUUAUGGCGAAUUGUUUCUUUUUUUUUAAUCAUUCUUUUGAGAGGGUUGGGCAGUGAGAGUGAAGGGAAUCUGAGGUGGGUUUUCUUUCAUUUUCUCUUAUUGAAGAGUUGGAAAUUCAAGGGCUGUUGAUGGAGGUUUAAAACCUCAGGAAACUUCGUACUUGUAUUUUCCAAUCCGUAGUAGAAAAACCAGGUCAGCAAGUCACAAGAGUCCAAUUUUUGAAUUGUGGAAGGAAAUCACAAUUGCAUUUUCAACAUACUCUCUGCUCAGUCUUCUAUGAUUUUUGUGGGAGAUGAUCUCUGGUUCAGCUCCCUUGGCUUCUUCUGAGUUUGUUUGUUUCUCCUCUAAGUCCUCUUGCUUACCUCUGCAGCCUGACUGGUUCUGCCUUCCAGCCAUGCUUCUAGUCCCCAAUUAAAAAUCAGUUUCAAGUGAUACUGGUAAAUCUGCUAUCAAGAUCCGUUUCUCGAGGAGUACUCUAGAAAGUUCUUAAUUUUGGUGGGGGUGUUGAUAGGCAAGUAUAUAUACUUGGAGCAGUUUGGUAGAUUUCUUCUUCUGGUGAUAUUCUGGAAAUUGGGAUUCAAACAAGGCUAGAUGACUGUGGAUGAAGCUGACUGUAGCUCUGUGUGGACUAGAGAGCAGGAUAAGACCUUCGAAAAUGCCCUUGCCACACAUCCUGAGGAUUCCCCAGAUCGGUGGGAGAAAAUUGCAGCUGAUGUACCUGGGAAAACUUUAGAAGAAAUCAAAGAACAUUAUGAGCUUCUAGUGGAGGACGUUAACCAGAUUGAGUCUGGAUGUGUUCCCUUGCCUAAUUAUACUACUUCUUCAGAAGGUUCACCGAGCCAUGCCGGCAAUGAAGGAACUGGUAAGAAGGGAGGUCAUUUUGGGCAUUAUAACAGUGAAUCCAAUCAUGGAAGUAAAGGCUCAAGGUCAGAUCAGGAGCGCCGGAAGGGGAUUGCUUGGACAGAGGAUGAGCACAGGUUGUUUCUUCUUGGUUUAGAUAAAUAUGGGAAGGGUGAUUGGCGAAGCAUAUCUCGAAACUUUGUAGUGACCAGAACACCUACCCAAGUGGCAAGCCAUGCGCAAAAGUACUUCAUUCGUUUGAACUCGAUGAACAAAGACAGAAGGCGAUCGAGCAUCCAUGACAUUACCAGCGUUGGCAGUGGAGAUAUUGCAGCACCUCAAGGACCCAUCACUGGUCAAACUAAUGGUACUGCUCCUGGAGCUUCAUCUGGAAAGUCGACCAAACAACCGCCUCAACACCCUACUGGACCCCCAGGUGUUGGCAUGUAUGGUCCUCCGAGCAUAGGACAACCUAUAGGAGGAGGGCCCCUUGUUUCAGCAGUAGGCACUCCCGUGAAUCUUCCUGCCCCUGCACACAUGGCAUAUGGCAUCAGAGCUCCAAUGCCGGGAACUGUACCUGGAGCAGUGGUUCCUGGUGCACCAAUGAACAUGGGUCCUAUGACGUAUCCAAUGCCGCACACAACUGCUCAUCGGUAAUGCACUUUUAGCGGUGAAAUGUGUUAGUAGACAGUAGGCCGUCAGCUUGUCAUCCUGAAUAAGAUUAUGGUUUGGAAGCACAAGAAGUCUUAUUUCAGGUGUCAUUCGCUCUCAAAUCUCAAAUAAGCCAUGGGGGAAUAAAAUACAUGCAUCUGUACAGGCAACUUAUCAAAAAUUUCAGAGCAUUUUAUGGAUAGGGAAGCAUUCUGCUAUGUUUUUGGUCUUUGAGAACAUUAUGAGAGUCGUAGAAGCAGUCAAUAUUAAGAAAUUUAUUGCAAACUUUGUAAAGAGCCCUUUUGUAUUUAGACAUCAUCUGUCGCCAUAAAUUUAGUUGAACGAUUAUUUUUUCCCCAA
Tripterygium wilfordii is the source of this 1878-nucleotide messenger RNA. RefSeq names its product transcription factor SRM1-like. The record is from RefSeq and is a predicted model, not a curated record. Lineage: Eukaryota; Viridiplantae; Streptophyta; Magnoliopsida; Celastrales; Celastraceae. The coding region runs from base 619 to 1524 and encodes 301 amino acids. The transcript is spliced from 3 exons. Gene Ontology annotation, molecular function: DNA binding.